CGAGGGAAGCGUGCAACAAAUGUUACAUCGUUUUAAAUUAAGAACAAUGUGAAACUAUUCGUUAUUCAUGAAUAAUGAAUGCGUUUGUGCCAAUGCAUUUGUUCACGACCACGACGGAGCGCAGCUGAAAACUGACGCUCUCGUGGUUCGGCCCGCACUAAAGGCGCGCUCUGAUUGGCCAGUGUUUUUCGUUAAUAACUCAAAAACAAAACUACAAACAUUUUGGUGAAGCAAAAUAUUGUUCAGAAUCAUGGGACACCCUGUAUAAUAACAAACUGUGUAUAAUUUUUAUCAAUUUACAUAUGUAAAAAAAUGAUACAUAUACAUAUAUACGUAUUUAAAAUAUACAGUCAUCAUUUUUUAUAACUUACAAUUAGUGGUCAAUGUCACUAACUUAAUCAGAAAAUUGCUGAUAACUGUCAGACAAAAGUAUCUAAAUAGAAAGCAUAGAAAGUUGAUAAUAUAUGUAACUAGACGUUGCAAAUAAUCUCCGGCAUAUUCAACUGAAACGAGAAUCUAACUGUGACGUCAUUAAAUGAGGUUUAUUUAUAAAAUUCUUGAGGUUACAUGUACUUUGAACUGAACGUUAUCUACGUCUCGUACCAAUUACCGGUAUUUGCAUAAGUUUAAAAAAAAAGAGAAAAAAUGAGUCUACAGUGGACAUUGAUUGCUGGUUUUCUUUAUACUGAAAUUGCUGUAGUUUUAUUAUUGGUAUUGCCAAUAUUUCCUCCAAACAGAUGGCAGAAACUUUUUAAGUCUCGAUUUUUGCAAAGUUUAAGUAAUCAAGCAUCCAUCUAUUUCUUAAUUUUACUUUCAAUAUUAGUUUUAUUCCUAUUAGAUGCUAUCAGAGAAAUGCGAAAGUACUCUGUAAUUGAACAUAAUGAUCAUGGUGUACAUUUGGAUGCUGAAAUGCAAAGUAAUCUGAGAUUGUUUAGAGCACAAAGAAACUAUUAUAUGUCUGGAUUUUCAUUAUUUUUAAGCCUUGUCAUACGUCGUCUUGUGAUCUUAAUUUCUGCUCAAGCUACUUUAUUAGCACAGAGUGAAGCUGCUAUGCGACAAGCUCAGUCAGCAACUACAACAGCGAAAAGCUUAUUAUCUCAAAAGACGACUGGAGAAAGUGCCCAAAAUGACUCAAACGAAGCGCAUGAUAAAGUGCUAUCAGAAUUGAAAGGUCAAAUUAAGGAAUUACAAGCAAAAAACCAAGAAUUAGAAAAUCAGCUUACAAAAGAGAAACAGGAUAAAGAAGUCAUAAAAUCACAAGCUGCAUCUCUUGCUAAGGAAUAUGAUCGUUUAACUGAUGAACAUGGUAAAAUACUUCAGUCAGCUGGUGAUAAAAAGAGUGAUUAAAUUAUACAUUUUCUUUUUUGUUCCUUUUUUAUUUUUUGUUUUCUUAAUUAUUUUAUAAUGGUUAAUCCCUAUUUCUGGGUUGAUAUUUUAUAUUAUUAAAAGUUAAAGUUCUACAGAAUUGAAUUUACAUAAUGUAGACAAUAAGUUAUGUAAUAGAGUAUUUAACAAGUACCAUUAUGGUGAAGACAUAUAUAAUAAGUUUGUAUUCUAUAAAUAUUUAAAUAUAUAAAAUUAAUACAGUAUUUUUGAAAAUAUUGUUAUGGUACAACAGCAAUUACUGUAUGCACCUGUGAUGUUAACUAAAAUUACUUAAAUUAUAUAUGCAUAAUUUUUGUAUUUCUUUCGGUGA
Osmia lignaria (orchard mason bee) is the source of this 1696-nucleotide messenger RNA. RefSeq names its product B-cell receptor-associated protein 31. Lineage: Eukaryota; Metazoa; Arthropoda; Insecta; Hymenoptera; Megachilidae. The record is from RefSeq and is a predicted model, not a curated record. Gene Ontology annotation, cellular component: endoplasmic reticulum membrane; endoplasmic reticulum. Gene Ontology annotation, biological process: intracellular protein transport; endoplasmic reticulum to Golgi vesicle-mediated transport.